Molecule: messenger RNA, 1872 nt
Organism: Erigeron canadensis
Lineage: Eukaryota; Viridiplantae; Streptophyta; Magnoliopsida; Asterales; Asteraceae
Product: pectinesterase 2-like
Exons: 2
Coding region: 144-1703 (519 amino acids)
Biological process (GO): cell wall modification
Molecular function (GO): pectinesterase inhibitor activity; pectinesterase activity
Source: RefSeq, a predicted model, not a curated record
UUGGAGGAAACCGGCGACUUGAAUAGGCCCGGUGUAGACAAUUCGUUGGAUUCUACUUCUAUAUAAAUCAACCCUUUGCAUGCAAACAAAUCACCACAACAAAAUUAAAACAAACAAGUCUCUAAUUGCUCUUUUAUUUUAAGAUGUCAAACUUUCCAUCUUUAGCAACCUUAGUUUUAUGUCUGUUCCUUCUUAUAUCUCCUUUGGUAUAUGGCUACACAAACACGGAGAUCGGUUCAUGGUGCGCUCAAACACCUCACCCGGAUUCGUGUGAGUAUUUUUUGUCCGAGAACAAAGGUUUAGCUGGUCCAGUGAAGCAUAAACCGGAUUUCAUCAAGGCGCUAAUCAAGGUGACCUUAGAGCGAGCACGAAAGGCUGAGUCGAGUACUCGUGGGCUUGGCCCAAAAUGUAGUAACAAGCUUGAAAAGGAAGCUUGGGAAGAUUGCCUUGAGCUUUACGAAAACACAGUUGAGAGGAUCAAUAUGACUAUUGAUCCUCGUAAGCCGUGUAGCCAGUAUGAGAUGCAAACCUGGCUCAGCACAGCCCUCACAAAUCUCGAGACGUGUAGGGCUGGGUUUCAAGAGCUAGGUGUUGGUGGCCACAUUUUGCCACUCAUGAACAAUAAUGUAUCUGCUUUAAUUAGCAACACCUUGGCAAUGAACAAAGGAGGAUCACCUCCAACUAGUUACCAAAAAGGGUUCCCUAGUUGGGUGAAACCAGGUGAUCGAAAGCUAUUACAAUCUUCGAGCCCAGCUUCUCAAGCUAAUGUCGUGGUGGCCCAAGAUGGUUCGGGCAACUACAAGACAAUAGCCGAGGCUAUAGCCGCUGCUGGAAAACGGCCUGGCAGCGGGAGGUACGUCAUAUAUGUGAAGGCAGGUACUUACAAGGAGAAUAUCGAAAUCGGAACGAAGUUGAAAAAUAUAAUGCUACUAGGAGAUGGUAUCGGAAAGACCAUCAUAACCGGUAGUAAAAGUGUCGGGGGAGGUGCCACAACUUUCAACUCUGCUACUGUUGCUGUUGUAGGAGACGGAUUUAUAGGUCGUGACAUUACGUUUAGAAACACGGCAGGACCACAAAACCACCAGGCGGUUGCACUCCGAAGUGGGUCUGAUCUCUCGGUGUUCUACAAAUGCAGCUUCGAAGGCUACCAAGACACGCUCUACGUUCACUCAGAUAGACAAUUUUAUAGGGAAUGUGACAUAUACGGGACGGUUGAUUUCAUUUUUGGCAACGCUGCCGUGGUAUUUCAAAACUGCAACAUUUAUGCCCGUAACCCUCCUAACAAGACAAAUACCGUGACAGCACAAGGCCGGACUGACCCAAACCAAAACACGGGAAUCUCCAUCCAAAAUUGCCGUGUAAUGGCCGCCUCGGACCUAAAAGGAUCCACAGGGUCCGUUAAGACAUAUCUUGGUAGGCCAUGGAAGCAAUAUUCGAGGACUGUUUUUAUGAAAACAUUCCUCGAUAGUCUAGUGGACCCCGCAGGGUGGUUGCCUUGGAGUGGCAAUUUUGCGCUUGAUACCUUGUAUUAUGGAGAAUACGCGAACACGGGCCCUGGUUCAUCAACCGCCAAACGUGUCAGUUGGAAGGGCUACCGGGUGAUCACUAGUGCCACGGAGGCAUCAAAGUUCACGGUUUCAAACUUCAUUGCGGGUGGAUCAUGGUUGCCGUCUACCAACGUACCCUUCACAUCUGGCCUAUAAUUAAUUUACUAAAUCACUAGAUACUUUUAUAUACUUUGAAUUGAUUCUCAAAUACAUUAUUAAAGCUAAGAAUAAAGGGGUUGGUACAUCAAAGGUCCAAUGGUAUAUUUAACGUCGGUUGUAUUCUUUUGUACGUACUGUAUUACUUUUGAAUAGAAUUCUUUAUAUA